AUGAGCGAAGAAAAUACUAUUCAAAUAUCAGAUGAUGUCAAUGAAAUAGUGUCACACAACUCACGUGAUCCGCACCACGCGCACAAUGGAAAACAAAUAUCUUUAGUAUCAUUAUCUCCUAACGGUACAUAUAUCGUCACAUAUAGCGAAGAUGAUAAAUCAAUUGAAGGAUGGAUUGUAGAUAAUUCUAAACUGAUCCCAGAUUCUCAAGUAAAUGUACCAGAAGAAUCAAAGAAAAUUUUUAUGAUUAAAGUAAAUGAUAGUAAAAUUGUUUGUUUUUUGUGUAGAAGGAAUCAUGAAGUUUGUGUAGAAAUCUUUCAAAUUUCAAAUGAACAUCGUCCAUUUAAACUUAAUCCAAAACUUAAAAAGUGGCAACCUACAAUUUUUUUCCAAAAAAAUGGCAAUCUUGUAAUAAAUACCUCUUUUAAAAUAUUAAUUUAUUCUCCACAUGAUGAAAUAAACGAUGAGCUAAUUUUAAUGUCAUCUUGUGAAAUAUCAAAUAACAAAGGAAAUUUUAUUGAUGAGGAUAAUAAUGUAUGGGCUAUUUCUUCAAAUUAUUUAUUUCAUUGGGAUUUAGAAACAUCACGAUUGAAAUUUAGUUAUUCGCUUGGGUUUACGGCAACUCAUAGUAAAACUAAUAACAAGUUGACGGUAAUGUCUAAAGGAAAUUAUAUUUUGGUGAAACAUUAUGAUGAAAUUGCAAUCUUUUCAAAAGGUGUACAUUUUCCAAUUCCUUUUAAUUCACCUGAAAAAUACACAAUAAAUAUAAUAUAUGAUAUAACUGAUAUAUAUGAUAUAAUUGAUACCAAUAAACAACCCGUAGAUGCAUCAAGGAUGUUUAAUGAUGAAAACUCUGAGAACGACUACAAGAAUAAGUUUAUUCUUUGUGAAUAUAAUUCAGGAUCAAAGAAAGCAUUUGGACUAGUUGAUGGAAAAAUUUCAUGCAUCAAUUUAUCAGAUUUAAAUUGGCAUGAUUUUUAUGAAUCUCAUAAGGGAGAAGAUGAUUUUAUCGGUUGGAAUAAUUACUUGUGUCAGACGGCUUUCGAAAAGAAUUAUUGUAAUGAUACCUUAGCUUUUCCUGAUAUGGAAAGUAUUAGAUCUUUAUUUUCUAAAGAACAUAAAAAUAUUCAACAAAUAAACUUUGAUAAUCAAAAAUAUAAAUGGAAAAUAAGUCAGACAACCAAUAAACUCUUAGUUUAUAUGGAUGAAAAAGAAUUGUGUUCAAUAAAUAUUUUUAAAAAACAGAACUCUUCGAAAUUUCAGGAACUGAAAUGGAAAAUCCUUAAUAAUAAUGCAUUAGCAUUACUAGAUAAUAAGACUAUAAAAAUAUUUGAAUAUAAUAACAAUAAGGAGAGUAUUAAAAUUCAAUAUAAAUUUCGCCGAAAUAGUGGACUAAAAGUCAAAGAAUUUUCUGGACCUAUAUUACCGAUAAUGAGUGAUGUAAAAAAAGAUUUCUUAAUUGAAAUCAUUAGCAGUAUCAUUGAAGAUGAAAGAUGCCUUGCGAAAUAUGGACCAACUUUAUUACCAAAUUUAAUAAAGUCGUCUGAUCCAGAAUUAACUCGUUAUAUAAAAGAUAUUUAUAACAAAUGCAUGAAACUUGUUAAAGAAGAUCCAAAAAGAAAUCUGAAAUUUCUCAAUAUUAUAACUUCCUCUAUGAAUGAUUUACAUAAAAAAUAUCCUGAUCACAUAACAAAAUUCAAUUCUGAAAUGUUUAUGUUAUUAGACCCUUUUAAUGAAAAAAUUGACGAUAAUGAUUAUUCACAUUUUUAUCCUUUUUGCCAAGAAAUAAAAAUUGGUAAACAACUUAUACAAUAUGAAUUAAAUUUUAAAAUUUUAUUGAUUUUAAUAUCGUUAUUAUUUUUACCAUUUACAAUUAUUUUAAUUAUUUUAUUUUUAAUAUAUAUUUUUAUAACAUAUCGAAAAUAUACAAUUAAAUUAAUUAAAUUAGUAAUAUUUCAACUAUUUCUAAUAUUUCAACGCGAUCAAUCUAAACAACGCAAACAACAAAUUGUUCUUAUUGUGCCCUAUAUAGAUUAUUGUUAUUAUCCAUUUGAAUAUAGUGGGUGGAAAGAAAUAUUUUAUCCUCAAUCGAGUGUUUUUACUGAUACUUGUAAAAAAGAAUUUUAUACGAGUUGGAAUGGUGAAGCAAUUAUUAAUUUUAAAUGGAAUACAUUUGGAAGGAUAUAUUAUUUUGUUAUUUGGCUAUUAUUUAUGGUUUUUCUUGUAUGUUUCACAGUUGCUUCUUAUCCUACACUUUCUAUAACUCGAGAUGUUCGUAUUAAUCUUUAUCAAACUUCGAUUGCAUUUGGAUUUUUUCAUAUUAUAUUUGAAUUAAGACAAUUUAUCUGGAAUCCAAAAAAAUAUUUUUCAAGUAUUUGGAAUUUAUUUGAUAUAAGUGCGUAUCUUUCCGUUACUAUUACAUCAAUUUAUUAUAUUAAAAAUGAUGUUACAGUUGUUACACCCGAAUGGGCACUAUCAAUUUCAUGUUUAUUAUUAGAUUUAAAAUUUUUACUUUUCUUUAAAAUAUUUGAAUCAUUUGGUGUUUAUUUUGCAAUAAUUUUUGGAGUAGCUAAACGUGUAUUUUCCUUUUUGGUAGUAUUGGCAAUUAUUAUUUUAAGUUUUGCACAUGCUUUUUUUUUACUUUUACAUCCUGAAAAGCUAUUAGAUUCGUUAAAGGCACAAAAUCCAAAUGAUUCAAAUAAUCCUUGGACUCUUUCUAAUACUUAUAAUCAAACUGAUGAAAAUGGAAAAAUAUUAAAUGAAACCCUUAUUCAAGUACCUGGUGAAAAUACAAAUUUAUUUUAUUCAUAUUCCACUUCUCUUCUUGCAACUUAUUUAUUUUUAACAGGUAGCCAAAAUUCAUUUUCACCUUGGUCACCUGAUCCAACAUCUAUUGGAAAUUUAUUUUAA
This is a messenger RNA of Rhizophagus irregularis DAOM 181602=DAOM 197198, 2910 nucleotides long. The record is from RefSeq and is a predicted model, not a curated record. Lineage: Eukaryota; Fungi; Glomeromycota; Glomeromycetes; Glomerales; Glomeraceae.